AUGGGUUCAGGUUCAGGUUCCGGUUCUGCUCGUGUGAGCCCACCGAAGCCUGCAGCACACCUAGGCUCCCAUGGCUUGGACGCAGCCGAUGCACCCGCAAAGGCGCUAAAGAGUAGUCUGAACAAGAGCGUCUCCCGAGCCUCCACGGGCGGAAGGUCGUCCAUCAGACAGAUCUCGUACAGCGGAGAAGUUGACGACGACGACGACGACGUGUCCAUAGAGUCCUACCAACCCGACGACAGCAAGGGCUAUCCAGAAGCACCCAAUGAUCCAACAAACAAGUUUUCAAGACAAAUCUCUCGAGAAGAUGCGUCCUCGAUCAUCGGCGGCAUCAACCUGGCAAGUCCCAAUUUGAGCGCAAAGUCGUCUAGAGUGGUGAGUUCGAUCCCUUCGGGAAGGAUCCAGCCAACGGUCGUGCAUCGCAACUCCCUUCAAGGCACUCCAAAGGUCAGUAGAACCAUCCCCAAAAUUAUCUCCCAGAACGAAGAUGGUUUAGAAUCGUACGCACAGGACAACGAUGAGUCUCACAAAGUCUUCAAUUUCUCCCUUCCUUUCUCCAACCCAACAAACGCCGCUGUGGCAGAGGACAUCGAGAACGAAGACGAAGCUGUUGCCGAUGAACGACAGCAGGAGAAUGUGGGAAAGAAACCUUCUCAUGCACGCCCCAAACACCAUGAUGACUUCUCGCUAAUCACUAAAACCUUUAGGAAACUGAGCCAUGUGCUGCCGUUUUCAGCGAAGUCAAAGUCCCACUCAAAAGCAAGACCUGUCUUGCAGAGACGUUCAAGCCACCCUGAAGCUCCCGAUCCUCCUGCUGAUGUCUAUGUUUACUGGAAUGACAUCUCCCACAAAGUGAUGCCAGAUGAAAUGUUAGACAGGGAAGACGUCCGCUUGAAGCUAGAAAGGCAGGAAUCGCUAGACACCCUGCAAGAGGCAAGAUACUACAAGGAUAUUACCCAUUUGGAUGACGGUAAAUUUAAGGCUUUGAGACAAUCCUUGUUACCGCACGCCCCUUCCUUAUCUUUAUCUCAAUCAAUUUCAAGCAAGAUCUCGUUUGUCACCACUAGAAUAAGAUCAGAUUCUCUAACACCAACACCAACACAAUCUCAAGCGCUACCCAUUCCAGAUCCAGCACCUAAGCUGGCUGUAACUGAAGCUAAGGAUAUUGCUCUUACUCCUCCAAACAAUGUUCCUUCCUCGGCAGUGGUUCAAAAUAAUAAUAAGUCACUGACUUCACUGAACAAUUCAAUCAACUCAACAUUAAUAGAAAAAGAGCCUUCGGCAACUCCGUCGGCCAGUACAACAACUGCAAACAAUAGUCAUAAUCCUUUACUUUCAACAUUGGCAACCACUACUAAGUUUGUGACUUCAGUACCAAUGUCCCCAAUAAGCAGUAUCACCCAUCAAACGGAUGCGUCGUCCUCUAUGCAGAUAUAUGAUGACUUGGACGGUGAUGUGAUAGUUUUGGGAGGUUACAGAGGUUCCAUUUUGAGAGACUCUAGAACACACCGUAGAACCUGGAUUCCUGUCUUAAAGGCAGGUCUGAAUAUUAGGAAAAUAAACCUCAUGAUUGGGCCAUCGGAUGAUGACGAAUUGCGUGAACUCAACGCUCGUGAUGUGGUUUUCAACAGAACCCCAAAUAUUUCUCCUGAUGAUAAAGACUAUCCUGAUUCAUACCCUGAUGGAAUGCUGACCCAUAUCGGCCCCGUCGAUAUCUCCCGAAGGUUGUUGAAAAGGUUAAACUCAAACCCUAACGUUACUGCCAGGGAUUGGGGGUAUGAUUGGAGACUAUCUCCGGAAUUACUGUGUGAGCAAUUACAUUCCGAGCUUAUCAGUAUUGUUAAUAAACAAAAGAAUAAAAAGGGUGUCAUUCUUAUCGCUCACUCCAUGGGUGGAAUAAUAGCUCAUGGUGCAAUGGUUAAAGAUCCAAGUUUAGUUAGGGCAAUAAUAUAUGCGGGUACUCCUAUGCCGUGUGCUAACAUUUUGGGGCCUUUCAGAUUUAAUGACUCCAUUCUGUUGAGUCGGGAUAUCUUGACUCAUGAAGCCAACUUUUUCAUGAGAAGUAGUUACGUGUUUAUUCCCCCAAGCUGGGGUGGAGAAGACGAGAAUGGUGAAGGUGGAGGUAUGUGCUUGUUCCGCGACCUCAGAAGCGGUAAGAGAUAUAUGAUUGACUUCUGGGAUGAGAAGAAUUGGGUCUUGUACAAUUUGAGUCCUCUAGUUUCAAAUGUCAGAUUGAAACAGGACAUUGCAAGUGGCAAAUUGGAUCUUCAUAGUAUCAAAGAUACUGCCUUGAAGCAUGAAAUCAAAAAGUUCUUAAAGAUCAAAGUCAAUCAUGAUACAGAAUCGAUCGUUUUAGACGAAAUCAGUAAAUUGCAUGAACCCGUGGUUCUGUGGUUGGACUGUUACAUGUAUUUAGCGAGAACAUUGGGGAGGACCAAAACUUUCAUCAAAUCAUUGGAAAGGAAAGAUCAUGUUAAUUACCCUCCAAUGGCUCAAAUAUUCUCAAACGGUGUUCCAAGUGUCAAAUACAGUCUUGUUGAUGGUGAGGAAUGUAUCAAGAGAGGAGAAUAUUACAAGUUUUUCUACGGACCUGGUGACGGUGUUGUUUAUCAAGGAUGGAACUUCCCUAGAGAACGUGGCAGAAAAAGACCUAAUGGACCGGAUCGGUGUGGAAAAGGUAGUGUCGACCCUGUGGCAAAUGUACCAGAUUGGCGAGGUAGGGAGUAUGGAUAUGGUGAGAAGUACGCGUAUGAUCUUUGUGGAAGGUUCCGCAGUACUGCAGGACAUAUUGGCCUUUUGGUCGAUCAUGAUUUGGUUGGCCAGGCAUUAAACGCGGUGAUGGAAGAAGAGAAAAAACGGAUUCUUGAAAGCUGA
Molecule: messenger RNA, 2874 nt
Organism: Pichia membranifaciens NRRL Y-2026
Lineage: Eukaryota; Fungi; Ascomycota; Pichiomycetes; Pichiales; Pichiaceae
Exons: 1
Coding region: 1-2874 (957 amino acids)
Molecular function (GO): triacylglycerol lipase activity
Source: RefSeq, a predicted model, not a curated record